Molecule: messenger RNA, 1011 nt
Organism: Dacryopinax primogenitus
Lineage: Eukaryota; Fungi; Basidiomycota; Dacrymycetes; Dacrymycetales; Dacrymycetaceae
Exons: 4
Coding region: 1-1011 (336 amino acids)
Source: RefSeq, a predicted model, not a curated record
AUGUCCGAUAUAUCGCCCAUGUCCUCACCGGGCGGUUCUCGCUCCUCAUUCCUAACUGACAAUAUUCGUGAGGACGCUUCUUCCCAUUCUGGCAUGGAGCCAAUGGAUGAAGUAGCUCAGUAUCUCGCCGAUGCUCGCAGAGCAGAAGAGAACAAUCGUCCAGAACGAUGGUUCAAUCCUGACCAAGACGACGAGGUCAAUGAUAAACAGGAUGCACUACAUGAAGACGUCCUACAAGAAUUCUGCGCGAUGUUGUGCGCUAACUCGGAGGACGAUCAUAUCAAUGAUUGGCACAUGAGACGAGCAGACAUCAAAUAUGCGAUAUUUCAUGAAGUCUACGUCGCCGUAUAUGAAGCACGCAAAGAUGUGUUGUUCGAAGACGAGAGCUGGGGUGAGCUCUUUGCGCUGUACCUUGCCUUCUUCAUGGGCACUGUCGAGGCUAAUACCGACCGUCGACCUGACCCAUCCCUAAUGCUCGAGAAUGUGCCCGGUUUGACACCGGAUCGCGGUAUGACGCCGGACCGAUACUCUCCUGCAUACUCCUCCAGAUCGCUCUCAUCAAGGAGAGGCACCCCAGAACGUGGCAGCACCCCAGAACGAGGAGGAAGCCCACAAUGGGGUGCUCCUCUCCGGAGAUGGCUCACGCCUGAACAGCGGAUUGCCUUCUCGCGGCCCGGAACGCCAGAGCGGGAGGCGUCACCCAUGUUGGCUGGUACCCCUGAACGGGCCGGCACACCUGAUAGUGAGCCUAGGAGUUCCGAAUGGAGAUUCCCUGUCGAUCGUCGUUUGACGCCAGACUCUGGGCCAGCAUCCACUCGUGCCGAUUCUCCAGCCAGCUCGCAAAUAACACCCAAUCGUAACACUCGAGUAGAUGCCGAUCGAGACGCAAUGAUGCUUGAACGCCGGACGUUGUCCGAUGCAGCAAGAACGGCCUCUCCUCAUUCCCAGCAUUCUCAGCAUUCGCAACGCCCGCACGGGCCCGCCGCACUCGUUGACGGUGUGUAUUCUUGA